AUGCUUUGGGGGCUGGCCCUGCUGGCCCUGUGGGCGUGGCCCAGCGCACACGCUGGCGACCAAGACGAGGAGGACACCUCCUUCGAUCUCUUCAGCGUCAGCAACAUAAACCGGAAGACGAUCGGUGCCAAGCAGUUCCGCGGGCCUGACCCCGGGGUGCCCGCGUACCGGUUCGUCCGCUUCGACUACAUCCCCCCGGUGAACAGCGAGGACCUGAGCAGGAUCCUCAGGACCAUGCGGCGCAAGGAGGGCUUCUUCCUCACGGCCCAGCUGAAGCAGGACCGCAAGUCGCGCGGCACGCUGCUGGCCCUGGAGGGCCCCGGCGCCUCGCAGCGGCAAUUCGAGAUCGUGUCCAACGGCCCGGCGGACACCCUGGACCUCACCUACUGGACCGAGGGCACCCCGCACCCCGUCUCCCUGGAGGACGUGGGCCUGGCCGACUCGCAGUGGAAGAACAUCACUGUGCAGGUGGCCGGCGAGACCUACAGCCUGUACGUGGGCUGCGACCUCAUCGACAGCUUCAGCCUCGACGAGCCCUUCUAUGAGCAGCUGAGCGCCGAGAGGAGCCGGAUGUACGUGGCCAAAGGCGCCGCCCGCGAGAGCCACUUCAGGGGUCUGCUGCAGAACAUGCACCUGGUGUUCGAGAACUCCGUGGAGGACCUCCUGAGCCGGAAGGGCUGCCCGGGAGCCCAGGGAGCUGAGAUCAACGCCAUCAGCGAGCACACGGAGACGCUGCACCUGGGCCCUCACGUCACCACGGAGUUUGUGGGCCAGGGAGUGGCGAGAAGGCCGGAGGUGUGCGAGCACUCCUGCGAGGAGCUGGGCAACGUGAUCAGCGAGCUCUCGGGGCUGCACGUCCUGGUGAACCAGCUCAGCGAGAACCUGAGGAGAGUGUCAAAUGAUAACCAGUUCCUGCUCGAGCUUCUUGGUGGCCCUCCUAAGACGAGGAACAUGACGGCCUGCUGGCAGGAUGGCCGGUUCUUUGCAGAAAACGAAACCUGGGUGGUGGACAGCUGCACGUCCUGCACCUGCAAGAAGUUCAAAGUCGUCUGCCACCAGAUCUCCUGCCCACCUGCCACCUGCGCCAGCCCAGCUUUUGCCGAGGACGAGUGCUGUCCUUCCUGCUCCCACUCAAUGGACAGCGAGGAGGGCUGGUCUCCAUGGGCAGAGUGGACCGAGUGUUCUGUCACGUGUGGCUCUGGGACCCAGCAGAGAGGCCGGUCAUGCGAUGUCACCAGCAACACCUGCCUAGGCCCUUCCAUCCAGACGCGGGCUUGCAGCCUGGGCAAGUGUGACACCCGCAUCCGACAGAACGGCGGCUGGAGCCACUGGUCACCCUGGUCUUCAUGCUCUGUCACCUGUGGGGUCGGCAACAUCACACGCAUCCGCCUGUGCAACUCCCCAGUCCCCCAGAUGGGCGGCAAGAACUGCAAAGGCAGCGGCCGGGAGACCAAAGCCUGCCAGCGUGACCCCUGCCCAAGUGAUGGGCGAGGUGAUAUCUGUAAAGAUGAUUUUGACAAUGACAAAGUCCCUGACAUCGAUGAUGUGUGUCCUGAAAACUAUGCCAUCAGCGAGACGGACUUCAGGAACUUCCAGAUGGUCCCCUUGGACCCCAAGGGAACCACCCAGAUUGACCCCAACUGGGUCAUCCGUCACCAAGGAAAGGAGCUGGUCCAGACGGCUAACUCAGACCCCGGCAUCGCUGUAGGCUUCGACGAGUUCGGGUCCGUGGACUUCAGCGGCACGUUCUACGUCAACACGGACAGGGAUGACGACUACGCAGGCUUCGUCUUCGGCUACCAGUCAAGCAGCCGCUUCUACGUGGUGAUGUGGAAGCAGGUCACCCAGACCUACUGGGAGGACCAGCCCAGCCGGGCCUACGGCUACUCUGGGGUGUCCCUCAAGGUGGUCAACUCCACCACGGGCACAGGCGAGCACCUGCGCAACGCUCUGUGGCACACGGGAAACACAGAGGGGCAGGUUCGCACCCUGUGGCAUGACCCCAAAAACAUCGGCUGGAAAGACUACACUGCCUACCGGUGGCAUCUAACCCACCGGCCCAAGACAGGCUACAUGAGAGUCCUAGUGCACGAGGGGAAACAGGUCAUGGCGGAUUCAGGACCAAUCUAUGACCAAACCUAUGCUGGCGGACGGCUGGGUCUGUUUGUGUUCUCUCAAGAGAUGGUCUACUUCUCGGACCUCAAGUACGAAUGCAGAGAUGGCUAGGCGAGACGGCCACUCCCAGCCACAUGCGAAUGCUGUUCCCCAGACACCUCGGCCCAUCCUGACACCUGCAGCUUCUCUCUCUUUAGCGGCACUUCCUGUUCUCCGACCCUAACUGGCUGGU
This is a messenger RNA of Marmota flaviventris (yellow-bellied marmot), 2347 nucleotides long. NCBI's taxonomy places the organism in Eukaryota, Metazoa, Chordata, Mammalia, Rodentia, Sciuridae. The record is from RefSeq and is a predicted model, not a curated record.